AUGACCCAUGAGGCUGGACACGUGGCCAGAAAUGAGAGCAAUGGCGGAGGAAGAGGAUGAAGGAGUGUGUGAGAAAACACAUCGACUAACAAUCAUCAUAAAAGUGACAGCGAGGAAAAUAUGGAAGGGAAAAGGGAAGUUUUUAUUUCAGAGUGAAAAGGGGAGGGUGGGGGAGAAAGAAUGAUCACCGAAGAGUUAAGCAAAUGGGGUUACAAAGCCAGUUGACGGUGAAAGAAAGAAAAGACGAUAAAGAUGGAAAACGAUCGAUUAUGGAGAAGAGGCCGAUUCACUUUCCAAUGUUCUUUUACGUUUGUUUGCAUUAUAAUACUGCCUCUCAGUGGCCAAGGCGGGGAUACCAGCAUCAUAAUACAUCUAGAAAAGUCCUUAUUAAAAGGACAAAGGAAAAAAUUUAUCUUUGUUUGUUGACCUUUCCGUCCAUUUAAGAUAGAAAAUUGUUUUUAAUAACAGGAACGAUUCAACCCGUACCAUUGUUUACUAAAUGAGGACGCACAGACUACAAGACCCACAAUGCACUACGCCACUUUUCUCUGACGUCAUCGCACCGGGUGGUCAACUGCGCGGCGUGUGCGCGCUUUUGGAGCAGCAAGAGUGCAACAUUGUUCCAGACGAUCACCGACAGAGGGCUGUAUAGCCUCAAGGGAACUCGGUAGGACGGAAUGUAUGCACAGGCAGUGGAAGAAGAGAGUUAGCAUGAGACUACCAGAGUGAUUAAAUAAACAACUAGCUGAAGCUAGUAUAAAGUUCAACUGAAUCCUAAAGCUAAUUUGAUCAGUGAGAAAGAUUUAAAUGCACUGACUGAGAAGCCUAAAAAAAUUCACAGAAAGAGUCACACCCCUGAAGGCUUAUAAUAAUCAGCCAAUAAAGACAAAAGGUGGAUGCAGACUUAAAAUAAUGGCAAAAGGCAAACAGCAUAACCUGUUAUUCACCAUUGUGCCAAAUGGACACGAGUCUCUUUUAGGAGACAAAGCCUCUGAGGAUCUAGGUCUAGUAAAGAGGAUCUAUCAGAUUAAUACUGACAACAUUAAAGUAGUCAUGCAAGACAAAGGACAGGAACAAAAACAGUGUGAGGGAAGUGCAAACAUAGUGGAGAAGUUUUCUUCUGUCUUCAAAGGACAUGGGACUUUACCUUACACUUACAAAAUACAACUCAAAGAUGAUGCCAAGCCUGUUGUGCACGCCCCAAGGAGAGUGCCAGCACCACUCAGAGCUGGCUUGAAAAAAGAACUUGAAAGAAUGACUCAAAUGGCGGUCAUUGAGCGAGUGGAAGAACCCACAGAUUGGGUCAACUCAAUCACGUGUGUCAAAAAGAAGAACACAGGUGCCUUAAGAGUUUGCCUUGAUCCCGAAGAUUUAAACGAAAACAUAAAGAGAGAGCAUUAUCAGAUCCCAAAACGGGAAGAGAUCCUUAGUGAAAUGACUGGUGCUAAGUUUUUUUAGUAAACUAGAUGCCUCUCACGGAUUCUGGCAACUGAGGCUUGACCCGGAAAGCAGCAAGUACACCACCUUUAACACACCAUUUGGACGUUACUGUUUCUUAAGACUCCCAUUUGGCAUUAAAUCAGCGCCAGAGAUCUUCCACAGAGCAAUGGAGUCCAUGAUAGAGGGUCUGGACGGCACCAGAGUCUACAUAGAUGACUUGGUCGUCUGGGGGAAAACACAACAACAACAUGAUGAAAGACUGGAGAAACUCUUUCAGAGAGUCAAAAAGCAUGGACUAAAACUGAAUAGAGACAAGUGUCUCUUUGGUGUCAAAGAGAUGACUUUUUUGGGAGACAAAGUCACAAGUGAAGGUGUGGAACCUGACCAGUCAAAAGUGCAAGCCAUAUUGGAUAUGCCUGCCCCCACUGACAAAAAAGGUGUCCUGAGAGCCAUGGGGAUGAUCAACUUCCUGGGCAAGUUCAUCCCUAAUCUUACCUCUAAGACGGCAUGCCUCAGGGAGUUACUAGAGCACAACACAGUAUUUGAAUGGACUCAUCGACAUGAGAGGGAGUGGAAAAAAUUAAAGGAAACUGUAACUACAGAGCCAGUCCUCCCAUUCUUUGACCCAUCAAAACCCACAAAGAUCUCCACUGAUGCCUCAAAGGAUGGUUUGGGAGCAGCACUGCUACAAAUGAAUGAGGACAAAUGGCAACCUGUAGCAUAUGCGUCUAGAUCAAUGACAGAGACCGAGCAGCGAAAGAGACUUUGGGGUUAGUGUUUGGAUGUGGAAAGUUUCACACUUAUGUGUAUGGACUGCCAACCUUUACAGUAGAGACCGACCACAAACCGCUCAUCACAAUCAGAAAAAAGAACCUUAACGACAUGUCACCCAGAAUUCAGCGCAUGAUGAUGGCAUUGCAGCGCUACGACUUUGAGCUUAUUUACACACCUGGAAAAUAUAUUGUACUGGCAGAUGCUUUAUCUCGAGCACCGGCACCAAACAGUGGCAUGCUGGUCACCCCGGUGACUGAUGAGUCGGAAACACACAUAAACAUGGUGACUGCUUCACUCCCAACAUCAGAUGGUAUGCUACAGAAAAUUGUUCAGGAGACAGCAAAAGAUCCUCUGCUGCAGAAAGUUUCACACCAUCUACAGAAUGGAUGGUCGAGAGGAGUCUGCCCAGGGUUUUACCUACUUGUGUGUGGCGGAUGGGCUGCUACUGCGACAAAACAGGAUUGUCAUUCCGCAAUCCAUGCGCCAGGACAUGCUUCAGCGUAUACAUGAAGGACAUCUGGGCGUGGAGAAAUGCAAAAGGAGAGCAAGAGGAGCAGUUUAUUGGCCGGGCAUCAACAAAGACAUUGAGGAGAUGAUACAGCAGUGCGAAACGUGUCUCAAACAUCAUUACAAACAAACAAAAGAGCCGAUGCUAAUCGUAGACCCACCCACUGCACCAUGGCAAAAAGUGGGAACAGAUUUGUUUCAUCUGCAUGGCAAGGACUAUCUUCUGGUGAUAGACUAUUAUUCUAACUAUCCAGAAGUUGCACAAUUAUCCAGUACAUCAGCACAGUCUGUCAUCACACACAUGAAAGGGUUUUUUGCCAGACAUGGAAUCCCGCGAUGUGUUGUCAGUGACAAUGGUCCACAAUAUGACUGUGGGGAAUUCAGUGAGUUUGCACAGGUAUAUGGAUUUCAACAUGUCACCUCUAGCCCGUUGUAUCCACAGGCUAAUGGACAAGCUGGAAAAGGGGUGCAGAUUGUAAAGAGACUGUUGAAAAAAGCAAAAGACUGUAAAGCUGACCCUUACCUGGCUUUGCUAAGCUACAGGUCUGCAGCUCUGGAGUGUGGUGCAUCACCUGCUGAGCUACUCAUGCAUCGCAAGCUGCGCACCACACUUCCACACAUUUCAAGACACAAUGAUAACAGAGACACAGAUGGACUGACUGACAAACGAAUGAGACUCAAGUACAGACAGAAAAUGAACGAUGAUAAAACCGCAACACAACUGGAACCUCUUCAGGAAAGGGAUGUUGUGAGGAUUGAGGGUCCUGAGUCCUGGGACAGAAAAGCCAGAGUCCCCAGUGAAGUAGGUCCCAGGUCUUUUGUGGUCGAGACAGAGAAUGGACAGGUAUUAAGGAGAAACAGAAGGAGUCUGUUAAAGACUCGGGACAUUGAGAAUCGAGCUGAGGAGGUUGGAGCUGAACAGCCAGAAGGUGCUACUCCAGAUGUGCACCACAGUGAGCCUCCUUCACCUCCCUCAAUGACCGUGACACUCAGAAGGUCUACUAGACCUAGAAAGCCCCCUGGGAGGCUCAUAGAACAAGAGUGAACUGUUCAACUAAUAUAAAGUGAAAGAAAGUUGUUGGCACUAGGCACUGUUACAUUAAGAAAAAAAAAAAAAAAGGUUCAUACUUAUGCUGUAUUUGGUAUGUUAAAUGUGUUAUUGACUUUUACAGUUGUGUAAAUGUGAAGAACAAUUCAGUGUUUGAUAUUCAUUGGAUUUGAUCCAUAAAAGUUAAUGGUAUGUUGUCAUCAUAUCGAGUAUAUGGGUUAAACGACAUUUUGUGUUACACGAUAUGUUCAUGUUGUGUUUGCCUGUUUGGAAGGGGGAUGUAAUGAUAUGUGAUUGCAGACGAUCACCCACAGAGGGCUGUAUAGCCUCAAGGGAACUCUGUAUGACGGAAUGUAUGUACAGGGAGUAGAAGAAGAAUGUUAGCAGGAGACUACGUGAGUGAUUAAAAUAAACAACUAGCUGAAGCUAGUAUAAAGUUCAACUGAAGCCUUAUUUAAGGAGCAUAAGAACUUUACAUGGACAACAAGUCAAAUGAGCAGGAAACGCUUGAAUGAUCCUGAAACAUGGAUUCCCUCCCUCUGCUAAUCAAAAGCUGCUUUGUACUUGUUCCACAAGGUCCGGCCUCUCUCGCUCGGCUGUGAGUGGUCGCUUUUCCCUCCGACUUCUUCAAUGCAGGCCCACUACAUUGGUGUCAUCGAAUUGGUAGAGAGAGCGAGAGCAACUUGGCUGCAAUUCUGCUGCCCAAUGCGUCCAUAUGACUUUGUUGCCAAGUUUAUUGACUUUUUGGACCGGAAUUCCAUCUAUUGAGUGAAAGAGCUGUAGUGGAUGCUGUUCGCUCUGGUUUCAUUCCGUCGAGCUGCAGCGCCGCGACCAUGAUGACGGACGGUGUUCACACAGCGACGGUCUUUACUCGUCCGAAAAGAGUGAGAUACGGCACAAAAAUGAACGGAAUUGCAACAUUAGUAUUUGCUCGAGCACAGAUUUACAUCAGUUCCACAAGCACCUCGUGCCAUGACAAAUGUCCAUUUCGCAAGGGAGAAGCAACGAGAGAAAUACGUAUACGUCACAUCUUCUGAUUCACCGACGCCACAAGUCGGACUGUAAAUCCCAACACGGAUAGGAAGUCAAUAUUGUGCACGUGUGAUCACUUGAUGCUCCGGCUGAUGAAGCUUCAGAAUUAUUGGCAGGAGGAGAGAAGAACACCUCUGAUGUUGACGGGCGAUGCAUGGAAAAUGCGAAGAUACCUAAGAGCGAUUGCUCCCCGAGGAGUACAUGCCACUCCGAGGGGAGCGCAAUUCUCUGGAGAUAUUUUAUAGUCUGAGUGAGCGAGCGAGAGAGCGAGCGAGUGAGCCUUUUUUUCUGCUGCCACUCAGCAGUAAAAUGACUGCUCCAACAGUGGGUCCCUUUGCAAUGAUUUUCUCUGGGUUCUGCGUAUUGUUUGGCCAUAGAAGUUUAUUGACACAAGUGACCGUUACAUGUGGGAAGUGGGUAUAUCAAAUCUGCACACCCUGGUUUCAAUGGCAGACUUUGUAAUGAAAUGAGCAUAUGAAAUGAACCCCUACACCUUAUCCAGCCAUUAUCUGUACUCAAAUGUAAUGACUUAAGUGACAUGAUUGGUCCCCAGUUUUGCUAGGUUGCCAUGGUUUCUGUUCGCGUCGCCCCUCCCCUCCUGUGUUCCCUCAAUCAGUGUGAUCAUUCUCACCUGCCUCUCAUUUCCAGUCUUGUAUUUAAGUCCUGUCUCUGUGUCACUCCCCUGUCGGUUCAUUGCUAAUGUCACCCGGUCCCUUUGUCUCACAUCUCGGUCAGCUUCUGUUGUUGGUUUGGUUGCAAGUCAUGUCUGUUUACCGAGUCUGUAAGUUCCUGCAAUAAACCCUUUUCCAAGCUGCA
Messenger RNA from Syngnathus typhle (broad-nosed pipefish), 5617 nucleotides. RefSeq lists its product as uncharacterized. Gene Ontology annotation, biological process: DNA integration. Bases 2522 to 3766 code for a protein of 414 amino acids. Gene Ontology annotation, molecular function: nucleic acid binding. The transcript is spliced from 4 exons. The record is from RefSeq and is a predicted model, not a curated record. NCBI's taxonomy places the organism in Eukaryota, Metazoa, Chordata, Actinopteri, Syngnathiformes, Syngnathidae.